Molecule: messenger RNA, 2096 nt
Organism: Durio zibethinus
Lineage: Eukaryota; Viridiplantae; Streptophyta; Magnoliopsida; Malvales; Malvaceae
Gene: PPR40
Product: pentatricopeptide (PPR) domain protein 40
Biological process (GO): RNA processing; mitochondrion organization
Cellular component (GO): mitochondrion
Molecular function (GO): mRNA binding; protein binding
Source: RefSeq, a predicted model, not a curated record
CCUGUUUUGUCACUUGUUAUUGUAGUCUGCGGAGGGCACAUGAGAAGGUUUUCCUCUGCAACUUCAAGGUUUACUCCAUCACUCAAAAACCUCACUAAAACCCCCCAAAAUGCAACAAUUUUGUACCGGAGCGAAUCCAAAAAUAGCAUUCCAGCUUCUUCAAGAGGUAACUCUCCAGUUAAUCAUCAUUACAUUUCUCAGAUUCUUUCAAGAAACGACUGGUUUGUUCUGCUAAACCACGAGUUAAAAGCCAAGAGGAUAAGUUUAAAUCCUCAGUUUGUAGUAAGUCUCCUACAAAAUCAAGAAAACCCAUUAUACCCUUUGAGAUUUUAUAUCUGGGUUUCUAAAAUUGACCCCUUAUUCGCUAAGAAUCAAUCGGUUAAGGGUGUUUUGGCUACUGCUCUUUAUCAAAAAGGUCCGGUUUUGUUAUCUGUUGAAUUGGUUAAAGAUGUUAGGAAUUCAGAUCUUAGUGUAAAUGAAGAUUUGCUUUGUCUUUUGAUUGGUAGUUGGGGAAGAUUAGGUUUAGCUAAGUAUUGUUCUGAGAUAUUUGGGCAGAUUUCAUUUUUGGGGAUUAGUCCUAGCACAAGAUUGUAUAAUGCCGUGAUUGAUGCAUUAAUAAAAUCCAAUUCACUUGAUUUAGCUUAUUUGAAAUUCCAACAAAUGCCAGCCGAUAACUGUAAACCAGACAGGUUUACAUACAAUAUUCUCAUUCAUGGCGUUUGUAGAACUGGUGUCAUGGAUGAGGCUCUUCGGUUAGUCAAGCAGAUGGAAGGGUUGGGAUAUUCGCGGAAUGUGUAUACCUAUACGAUCUUAAUUGAUGGCUUCUGUAAUGCUAGGAGGGUGGAUGAUGCAUUUAGACUUGUGGAGACAAUGAAGAGGAGCAAUGUGUUUCCUAAUGAAGCCACCGUGAGAUCAUUGAUUCAUGGGGUGUUUCAUUGUGUGGCUCCACGCAAGGCAUUUGAGUUGUUGAUAAUGUUUUUAGAGAAGGAACCUAUGAUACAGAAAUUGGCAUGCGAUACUCUACUGUUUUGUCUUACAAAUAACCAUAUGGCAAGAGAAGCUGCAUUAUUUAUGAAGAAACUUUCAGGGAGAGGCUAUAUGCCUGAUAAUUCAACUUUUAAUCUUACGAUGACAUUUUUGAUAAAGGAAUUCGAUCUUGAUGAGACAUGUCAGAUUUUGGAUAGUUUUAUCGAGCGAGGUUUGAAACUAGGAUUUAAUACUUAUCUUGCACUAAUUCAAGCCUUGUACAGUGUAGGACAAUGUGUUGAGGGUGAUCGGUAUUUUGACCAGAUGAGUAAGGAUGGGUUGUUAUCAACUGUUUUUUCGUAUAACAUGGUGAUUGAUUGCUUCUGCAAAGCCAGUAUGAUGGACAGGGCAAGAAUGACUUUUAGAGAGAUGUGCCUUAGAGGUAUAGCUCCUACUCUUGUUACUUUCAAUACCCUUAUUGGUGGGCAUUGCAAGAUUGGACAGGUACAUGAGGCUAGAAAAUUUCUGGUAAUGCUUUUAGAAUCUGGUUUUGAUCCGGAUAUUGUCACAUUUAGUUCCAUAAUUGAUGGGCUUUGUCGAGCACACAUGAUUGAGGAUGCUUUUGAUUGUUUUGCUGAAAUGUUCCAGUGGGAUGUCACUCCAAAUGAUGUUACAUACAAUAUAUUGAUUCGUUCUUUGUGUGUAAUUGGGGAUGUUGCUAGAGCAAUGAAACUUGUAAGAAAAAUGCAAGCCACCGGAAUAAGUGCUGAUAUUUUUUCUUUCAAUGCCCUCAUUCAAAGUUUUUGUAGAAUGAAGAAGAUUGGGAAAGCAAAAGAGCUUUUUGUCACCUUGCUGACAUUGGGCUUGGAUCCUGACAAUUAUACCUAUGGCGCUUUAAUUAAGGCGUUGUGUGAAUCAGAAAGAUUUGAUGAAGCUAUACAGAUGUUUCAUUCGAUGGAAGCUAAAGGGUGUAUUCCUGAUUCUUAUACACGCAAUUUAGUUUUGGAGUCUCUAGUUCAGAAGGGUUACUUGGAAGAGGCUCGGGAUAUUAUAAAACGAUGCAAUCAGAGGGGUACUAAAUUGAAAUCGAUUCCUGGGCUGUAGGAUGCUAUUUUUACUGGUUUCUGUAU